Messenger RNA from Acanthaster planci (crown-of-thorns starfish), 2179 nucleotides. RefSeq names its product DNA polymerase gamma 2, accessory subunit (gene polg2). Gene Ontology annotation, molecular function: glycine-tRNA ligase activity. The record is from RefSeq and is a predicted model, not a curated record. Lineage: Eukaryota; Metazoa; Echinodermata; Asteroidea; Valvatida; Acanthasteridae. Gene Ontology annotation, biological process: glycyl-tRNA aminoacylation; mitochondrial DNA replication. Gene Ontology annotation, cellular component: cytoplasm; mitochondrion.
GCCGCCGCGCCUUAGACCCUCGUGAUGUUAAUGCGAUGAUGGCCAGCUGGUAGUGGUUCCUCAAAUUAUUCCUCCAUGCUCAAAUCCGAGCAUCAAUGGGCCGGGAGUGAAGUCGCUGGCACGCGUUCAGGUGUCUGACGCUUUUUGUUUGAAUCUGCUUGGAACAAACCUCCUCAGUGCAAUUGGCCAUUACGUAAACCAACCUGAGCAACUUAUUCCUGAUUAUAAUGUACCAGGUCACAUAGGAUGUGCAAAGAGGUGGGCAAACUUCAGAAGCUAAUUGGACUGUGCAGUCGCUAUGGAUACCUCCAUCCUUCAGGUGUCAGGGGUUGUUAUGACUAUGGACCCCUUGGAACAAUGUUGAGGCGCAACAUUCAGAAUGAAUGGUGGACAAGCAUGGUCUCCUCCCAGGAGGACAUGUUUGGCUUAGAGACCUCACAGCUGCAGACAACUAUCUUCAGAAAUGCAAACUACACAGAUGACCUAUCGACUAAUUCAAAUGAUCAUCACAGACUCUUCGUUGUUCCAAGUACCAAUAGAGCCCAAGCACUAUUACCCGCAGAUGAAGAGAAUGAGGGAGCAGAGAUUGGAACAACUUCCAAACAUAGGGUUCAAAGAAAGAUGGACAGGACACUUCGUGAUUCCCUUAGCUAUGGAUCUCUCGCUCAAUACCACAACACACUGCAAUUAGUCAACCGCAGACUACCGUUCGGCCAUGCCCAAAUUGGUAAAUGCUUCAAGCAAACCAACCUGUCAGAUCAGUUGGCAGAUGAGAAUGAGGACAGAUAUAUUUUUAAUGUACCUGAAUUCACACAAAUGAUGGUACAGUUUUUCUGCUCCCCAAGGACAGCUGAUCGUUGGAUGAUUGACUGGCAGCGAGACAGACUACAGUGGUGGAGAAAGUUUUCAGGUGCCCCAUCCAGUUUCCAGAUGUCAGAAACCAAGCAAUCAGAUCUCCUACGUACAACUAACAUUCAGUUUCAGUUUCCAUGGGGUAUGGAGACAAUUGAGAGAAUAUCUAACAGAGGGAGCAGUGAGCUUGAAAUACCCCAACGGGAAAAGGGGCAGGACAUGCAUGGUCGAGAUGGAAGAAAGAGUGUUUUGCCACAAGUGAUUGAGAUGGUGUGUGGGCUGGAGAGGGGAAUCCUGGCCCUCCUUCUGGAUUCUUAUCAGGAGAAGGAGAAAAUAUACACCAAGGCCCAAAUCAAUCAGAGACAGGUUUUGAGGUUGCAUGUCAGACUAGCUCCAAUCAAAGUGGCUGUCCUCCCUAUCAAGGGCACAAAGGAGAUAGUAGAGGUUUGUGACUACUUGGCCAAGGAGCUAAGGAAACAGAAUAUUUCUUGCCACCGUGUCAAUGAACUGAGCCCUGCAAUUGGGCAUAAUGUCUCCAGAUUUGAUGAAAUGGGAAUUCCAUUUGUUGUCUUGCUCAGUGAAAACACACUGAAGACUGGAAUGGUUCGGUUAAGGCACAGAGACACAACAGUAAUGCAACAACUGCACAUCACUGAGGUGAGGGAAACUUUCCAGAACCACCUUGAGGCAAGUUGAGGGGAGGAAUGGUAUAGCAAUGCCACAUCUGGAUCAACUUCUGUAAUGCAACUCACAUGCAAGUUACAUUAUACAUGGCAUGAUUUGCAUCGUUCUGUGCAUUUUGCGUAUAAAUAAAUUUGCAUGGGAUUUGUUAUUUACUGUGUAAUGACUUAAUGAGUUAAGCAUGUGAGUAGCAAGGGUAUGAAGAAUCUACAUGUAUCAUUUUGUAUAUUAUGGGAUAUUUCUGGGUUUUGUUCCGUUUUUGUACCUGUUUCAUUGUCAACUUUUCACUGAGCCUAAAACCCUGUUGAAAAAACACUGAAAAAAAACACUGCUAUAAUCAAAGCCCCUUGAAAUCAGGUUUCUUCAAAUUACAUUCGCAUUUAUCAAACGAGUAAACUUAACAGUAUAAACAUACAAAACAGGUCAGGAUUGAAGUUUUUGGUUUUUAUGAGUUAACAUCUAAUUCUAGGUUAAAUUCUAAAUUCCUUAAGUAUUUAGAAAAGGUUUUUCAGUACUUCAGUUAAUUUCAACGGGGUCCUCAUUUGAGCAUUCAAAAUUUGUGUAAACCAAAGUACAUGUAUGUUGAAGCCUCCGUGAUACAGAUUGUCUGAAUAAAAGUUACUGAGCAGAGAGGGACCUAUGGUAA